AACGGGCGAUUUGGAGACGGAAGUAUCAUGCCAGUGAAGUGCUGCGACGAUUGGAGGAAUUGUCACGAGGCACCGCUGUCGCUAUCGAUAUCCGCUCGAGUGAUCACAUUCAUAUCGACCUGCAUUGUGCUGUUGUUCCUGAGGGAGAAGGAGAAGAAAAAAGGAAUAGUCGAUGAUGCCAAUGACACUGUGUUGCCGCGAAUCGUACGAACAAGAAAUAUAACCUCUUCGACGCCAGUAAGAUGCGCCAGCUCUCGUCGAUCCAGUCGAAGACGCCGCUAUUCCAAGAGACCUGAUCCCCUGCCUGGAUUCCGCGUGCCACGCACAUUCUACGAAUAACGUUCUCGCGAUCCUCGUCAGCUGUUCAUCAUGAAAGUGAUCGUGAAGAAGCUGCAAGGGAAAGAGUGCGUCGUUGAUAUAUUACCAUCAGAGACAGUGUUGGAAUUGAAGCACAAAGUGAGUGAUCUCUUGGGCAUCGAUGUACCACAGCAAAGAUUGUUACUUACUGGCAAGACUUUAGCGGAUGAAAAUCCUCUAAGUUUUUAUCCGGGAAUCAAAGAUGGCAGUAAAUUAAAUCUCUUGGUAAUCAAGAAAGCAGAAGAAGGCUCCAGUGAGGCGAGAUCCUCACUUCAGCAAAAAACGGGCAUUCAUUUGUUAAGAGAAGAGGUUUCUCGAGUGCUUAGGCAUUACUACACGGUAUCCGAGACAGAGUCCAUAAUCAAUGAGUUGAUAAAGGACUUGAAAAACAAAGUGAAUAAUCUUAGUUAUGAUGAUCUAGAGAGACUAGCCACUGCGUUACUUCAGGACCAAGAAAACAUAGCUUAAGAUUCACUUAAGAGUCCAAUUUUCGCUUAUCAAUCGAUUAUUGUAAUACGAGUUUAC
Molecule: messenger RNA, 882 nt
Organism: Pogonomyrmex barbatus (red harvester ant)
Lineage: Eukaryota; Metazoa; Arthropoda; Insecta; Hymenoptera; Formicidae
Product: ubiquitin-like protein 4A
Biological process (GO): tail-anchored membrane protein insertion into ER membrane; post-translational protein targeting to endoplasmic reticulum membrane
Cellular component (GO): BAT3 complex
Molecular function (GO): protein-folding chaperone binding
Source: RefSeq, a predicted model, not a curated record